Molecule: messenger RNA, 11581 nt
Organism: Pangasianodon hypophthalmus (striped catfish)
Lineage: Eukaryota; Metazoa; Chordata; Actinopteri; Siluriformes; Pangasiidae
Gene: igf1rb
Product: insulin-like growth factor 1b receptor
Exons: 21
Coding region: 1150-5235 (1361 amino acids)
Biological process (GO): insulin-like growth factor receptor signaling pathway; protein autophosphorylation; multicellular organism development
Cellular component (GO): membrane; axon; insulin receptor complex
Molecular function (GO): insulin receptor substrate binding; insulin receptor activity; phosphatidylinositol 3-kinase binding
Source: RefSeq, a predicted model, not a curated record
UCCAACGUAAGCCACUAACGCGGUGUGUGUGUGAGUGUGUGAGGAGUGUGUGAGCGUGUGUAAGAGAAACCGAGCCUUGUUUACAGCGCCGGAGCUGCGAUAACAGGAGCUACACUUUACUAUGCGCGCUUAUCGGAGAUUCUGACGAUGAUGGAGAGAGUAAGAGCGGCGAUAAGCAGCGCGCUGUAGUUGUGUCCCGCGUCGUGAGUUUGAUCUCUCACUGCUCAUUUCUGCGCGGAAAUAAACACCUUGCUAAUGACUAGCGUUCAUUGCUAACGGAGCGGAGCUACCAGUUCAAAAUCUCCGACUGGAGGGACGCAGUGAAAACGCCAGGGAAAAGACGGAGAGGGAGGAAAAACGCGCUGCGGCGAUUUUUUUUCACUGUUUUCACGCCUUUUUUGGAUUAUUUAAUUAUUAUAAUUAUUUUUUACAUCUUCUCAGUCAGUCCCAGUCUCACUCCCCAAGUUAGCAAGUUAGGAAAGUUGCCUCUUCGCAUUUCGUCGGAUGAAAAUUAAUCACCUCGCUGCCUAUGAGCGACCCUCCGCAUCCAGCGGCUCACCCAGCUAGUUAGCCGUUAGCUCGCCGAGCGCAGGGUUUUCCACUGGACCGGCUAAAGGCGGCUAGCUCGGCUCGGCUCGGCUCAGCUCGGCUCAGCUAGCCUCGCAUAGAAAUGGAGUCAGAGGAUGCGGGCUUUCAAAUUCAUUCGUCAGCUUGUGCGGGAAUUCGGAUAUACAUCGGCUAGCGUCUUUCAGGGAUAGUAAAACGAGUUCGAGUAUCAGCAGUUAGCUAGCUCAGUCACUAAACUCCAUGCUGAAGUCAAAGGCGAGCUAAACCGGCUAAGCUAACUGGACUUCCAUAGAAAUUCCUAUACGCACUUAGGCUAAAGAAGCCAAGCUAGCGAUACUGUGUGUGAGAGCUAGCUUUUCAGUUAGCAAGUUUUCUUUUUCUUCUUUUUUUUUUCUUACUUUUUCUUUUUUUGGACAAGGAAAAGGACACCAAAUAUCCAGGCAGAUAAUUGAAAGUAGACAUUUGUUUUAGUAAAAAAAUAGCUUUCGUUAGAAAGAAAAAGACUACAGUUAAUCAUAGUCGGCUGGCCUUUUUAGGUGUCACUUUUUUCUUUAGUUACUUUUUUCUCCAGUGUUUACAGGAAUGAGGUGUUGGACAGCCAGGACUCAUUUGUCCUUAUUUUGUGCUCUGCUGCUGCUGCUGUUGCUGUCCCUCUCAGUUCACUGCCAGUGGCCCUCAAAUGAUGGAAUCUGUGGUCCAGGCAUUGACAUCGGAAAUGACAUCAGUGACUUCAAGAAGCUGGAGAACUGCACGGUGGUCGAGGGCUACCUGAAGAUCCUCCUCAUCGUAAACAAGAACACCAAUCAGGAGGUCUUCCGCACACUCAGUUUCCCCAAGCUGACAAUGAUUACAGACUAUCUGCUCCUCUUCCGUGUCCCCGGACUGGACAGCCUGAGCACGCUCUUCCCGAACCUGUCAGUGAUCCGAGGCCGCAAUCUCUUCUACAACUACGCACUGGUCAUCUUCGAGAUGAACAACUUGAAAGACAUCGGCCUCUACAGCCUGCGCAAUAUCACCCGUGGCGCCAUACGGAUUGAGAAGAAUCCGGAGCUCUGUUACUUGGAUUCUGUCGACUGGUCUCUCAUCAUGAAUGCAGACUUAAACUUCAUCGAUGGAAACAAGCAGGCCAAGGAGUGCGCAGAUGUUUGCCCAGGGCUCGUGGAGGACAAUCCGCAGUGCAUCAAGACCACCUUCAGUGGUGUCUCAAACUACCGCUGCUGGACAUCCGACCACUGCCAGACAGUGUGUCCAGAGCGGUGUGGGCAGCGGGCAUGUACGAAUUCUGGAGAGUGCUGCCACGCUCAGUGCCUGGGCAGCUGCACAGCUCCAGACAGUGCCACGGCCUGCGCCGCCUGCCAGCACUACUCCUACGAAGGCCGCUGCGUGGAGCAUUGCCCUCCGGGCACGUACAUAUUUGAGGGCUGGCGCUGCAUCACCUUAGAUAUGUGCGCCGAGGUCCACCUGCCUUACUUGGAGCGCUUUGUCAUUCAUGGGGGCGAGUGCAUGAUGGAGUGCCCACCCGGCUUUAAUCGUGAAAACAGUCAGAGUAUGUUCUGCAGUGCUUGUGACGGCUUGUGUGACAAGGUGUGUGAGGGGAAAGACAUUGACUCUGUGGACGCUGCACAGUCCCUAAAGGACUGCACUGUUAUUAACGGCAGCCUGCGCAUAAACAUCCGCCGUGGCAACAACAUAGCAUCUGAGUUGGAGAACUUCCUAGGCCUCAUCAAGACAGUGACAGGAUGUGUGAGGAUUUCUCUUUCUCCCACUCUGAGCUCGCUGUCCUUCCUCAAGAGUUUAAACCACAUUAAUGGGAAGGAGCUCUGCGAUAACAUGUAUGCCUUCUCAGCGUUUGAUAACCAGCACCUCCAGUUCCUGUGGGACUGGUCACAGCACAACCUGACCAUUCACGCAGGGAAACUCUUUUUCGGCCAGAACCCCCACCUGUGCAUGUCCGAGAUUCGCAAGAUGUGGCUGAAAACAGGCAUCAAGGAGAAGUUUGUGGAGGAGGAUUUCCGCAACAACGGAGGCCGUGCAAACUGUGAACAUAAAAUUCUGAAGUUCAUAAACAAUAGCACUGGGAGUAACACAAUAGCGCUGACAUGGGAACGCUACCAACCGCCGGGUUACAGAGGCCUUAUCAGUUUUGAAGUGUACUACAGAGAAGCGCCUUUUCAGAACAUCUCAGAGUUUGACGAUCAGGAUGGUUGUGGGUCCAACAGCUGGAUGAUGGUGGAUGUGGACUCGCCUCAGGACCAAAACAGAAACCCUGAAGUCCUUCUAUCAGGCCUUAAACCCGUGACACAGUACGCCAUCUUUUUGAAGACUGUAACUUUGGUAGUGGAGGACAUAGACACACACGUUCUGGGGGCCAAGAGCGAAGUGGUCUAUAUUCUCACUAAGCCUAAAGUACCUACAAUGCCUGUUGAUAUUCGCGCCUACUCCAACUCAUCCACAAGCCUGUUGGUUCAGUGGUCUCCUCCUGUUUCUCCCAACGGGAAUCACAUCUACUAUCUGCUUCGUUGGCAACAGCUGGAAGAAGACCAUGAGCUCUACCAGCACAACUACUGCUCUAAAGAGCUGAAGAUUCCCAUCAGAUUCUCCACAGGCCUGGCAGACGUCAUUGGGAACAUAAAGCCCACCAAUUCAGACUCAGCAGGGCAGAACAAAACCCUUUGCUGCCGUUGCCCUAAAUCAGAACUAGAUCUCAAAAAGAACAGGGACGACAUCAUCUACCGUAAAGCCUUUGAAGACUUCCUCCACAACAGCAUCUUCCAGCCCAGACCAAGCCUACGGCAGCGCAGGGACGUGUCAGGAGUGGCUAACUCCACCUUCCUACACUCUCUGUUUGGUGCCAGCGGGAACCUAGGUGAGGGCAACUCCUCAGCCCCAGAACCACAUGUUCGAGAGUUUCAUGAGAGAAAGUUGGAAGAAACAAGCACUGAAAUUCAUGACCUGCAGCCUUUCACUGUGUACCGCAUUGACCUGCAUGCCUGCAAUGAGGAGAUCCAGCAGUGCAGCGCCCCUGCUUUCGCCUUCCCCCGCACCGAACCAGCAGACAAAGCGGAUGACAUCCCAGGCCAAGUGACAUGGCAAGAUUUGGAUGACUCUGUGAUAGUGAAGUGGCCUGAACCAGCACAACCCAAUGGCCUCAUCCUGCUCUAUGAGAUCCAGUUCCAUCUGGGAGGCGAGCUGGAGAGGCACGAGUGUGUGUCCCGUCAACACUAUAAGGAGCAUCGAGGUGUACGGCUCACUAACCUUGGCCCUGGUAACUACUCGGUCCGUGUGAGGGCCACCUCACUGGCUAGAAAUGGCUCAUGGACACAACCCUUAGUCUUCUACGUCCCACAGGCUGAACGUUAUGAGAACCUCCUCUACUUAAUGUUCAUCCCCAUUGUGCUGAUCCUGGUGGUCCUUGCAGUAACCAUGUUUGUACUCAAUAAGAAAAGGAACAGCGACAGGCUGGGAAAUGGAGUUCUGUAUGCCUCAGUCAACCCUGAGUACCUCAGUGCAACUGAAGUGUAUGUCCCUGAUGAAUGGGAGGUAGCACGGGAAAAGAUCACCAUGAGCAGAGAGUUGGGUCAAGGCUCCUUUGGCAUGGUGUACGAGGGCAUCGCCAAGGGUGUUGUCAAGGAUGAGCCUGAAACCCGGGUGGCCAUCAAAACAGUUAAUGAGUCUGCCAGCAUGCAUGAGCGCAUUGAAUUCCUCAACGAAGCCUCCGUCAUGAAGGAGUUCAACUGUCACCAUGUGGUGCGUCUCCUUGGCGUGGUCUCUCAGGGACAGCCCACUCUAGUCAUUAUGGAGCUGAUGACACAGGGUGAUCUGAAGAGUUAUCUACGCACACUACGAUCCAACAAGAACACAUCCGGCCUGCCUUUGCCACCGCUGAAGAUGAUGAUUCAGAUGGCAGGAGAGAUUGCAGACGGCAUGGCAUACCUCAAUGCCAACAAGUUUGUUCACCGAGACUUGGCAGCCAGAAAUUGUAUGGUGGCUGAAGACUUCACUGUCAAAAUUGGAGAUUUUGGCAUGACGCGGGACAUUUACGAGACAGAUUACUACAGAAAGGGUGGAAAGGGCCUGCUGCCUGUGCGCUGGAUGUCUCCAGAAUCCCUCAAAGACGGCGUCUUCACCACCAUGUCUGACGUGUGGUCAUUUGGUGUGGUGUUAUGGGAGAUAGCCACCUUGGCAGAGCAGCCCUAUCAGGGUAUGUCCAAUGAGCAGGUUCUGCGCUUUGUCAUGGAGGGAGGUCUGCUAGACAAACCUGACAACUGCCCCGAUAUGAUGUUUGAGCUGAUGCGCAUGUGCUGGCAGUAUAACGCGAAGAUGCGUCCCACCUUCCUGGAGAUCAUCAGCAGCAUCAAGGACGAUCUGGAGCCCAAUUUCAAGGAGGUGAGCUUCUUCUACAGCGAAGAGAACAAGCCGCCAGACACGGAGGAGCUGGACCUGGAGAACCUGGGCACCAUGGAGAACGUUCCCUUGGAGCCCUGUGCCAAGGCCCCGGUGCCCUCGCCCACUCCCUCCUCUCCCUCCUCGGGCACAGACAAACGCUGCGCCAACGGGCCGGUACUGCUGCUGCGAAGCCCGUUCAAUGAGGCACAGCCUUAUGCGCACAUGAACGGGGGAAGGAAGAACGAGCGCACAUUGCCCUUGCCCCAGUCCUCAGCGUGCUGAUGCCAGCCUGCCCACUUUUUAAUCUUCUUUUCUUAGGUCACGUUAAGCUUCGCUGGCACUCCGGAGAACUCCCACUCCACUCUGUCUAAUCACCACAUCGUCUCUGGAACAGAACGCCACGAAGGAAACCCAGACAGAAAGGCGUCGAGGCUGUUGACCUCUCAUCAUACCUCAGUGACGCAGUUUGUUUUUCUCUUUGUGUUACAACCUGCGUUGACUGACAGACAGGUGGCAAACUUCACCGCCAUCACUGUAGAAGCACGGCAAACACUGACAGAAAAAAAAACCCUGAAACAAUAUGGAACACACAAUAACUUCCAAGGAGCGCACACUCCCUCUUUUUAUAGUGUUUUUGUUACUUUUAUACAUUUCCAAAUAGGGAAUUUCACAUUAAGGGUCUUGAAAUGUCUGAAAUCAGUCAUGGUGAGGUGGCAUUAUUGUAAAUCAGAAUUUAAUUGAGCAUAUUCCAACAGAGAGGCACUUUGUGUUUUAGGUGUCCAAAGACAUGGUAGCUCUUAAAAAAAGAGUGUGCCAGAGCGGUUACAGUGCGGCUCAAAGCCGGGUGGCGCCAUUAACAAGGAGUCUCAUCUAACGAGAUGUGAGACUCCGCCCACUCUGUGUAUCUACUCAAUAGUAGAGCAGAAAGUUGCCAUCAUCUUUUUUUUUAAAUAAUAUACUCCUUUUCUUGCCGUCUUUCUUGCUGCACUUUUGUGCGCUUGAAGGCGCAUUAAAGCAAAUAUGACACUCCACAUUUUUUUACACUGGUGUGUAUAUAUCUAUCUAUCUAUAUAUACAUAUAUACCUAUUUUUUCAGCUCUUCUUGUGCUUAAUUGAUUUAUGAUCAAUGCAGAGGUUUUUCACCAGAUUGCCUCCUGUUUAUUUUCUUGACCAGGUUUCUGUCUCAUACAUUCGAUUCUACUGCAAAACUUCCAGCCACGUUCAGAAAGAAACAGGAGGGGCUGUUGGGGUGCAGAAAUGAAAACAAGAUCCUAAAAGGGCCUAACAUGCAAAUAACCACAUAGCAAAAAAAAAUCAAAAAAGGUACCUGGAAGAGAUUAAGGCAACAUGGUGUAAUUGAAGGGAUAUAGUGCAUCGUGAAAAAGAGCAGGUAUUUUUUAUAGUUUCGUCACCCCCCCCCAACCCCCACCCCCACCAUCUCAGUCAGUUAAAUGUUGGACCACAGAGCAAACACAUCAUUCAUCUGUCACUUUUCUACCUUUUUUAUGGUUCAAAUGAACUUCUGUAUGUCUGUACUGAAAGAAGCUGCUAUUUUCUUCUCAUUUUCUUUUGUGGUUGUAAUAUAUAUCUAUAUGUAAAACAGAUACUUCGGGUUAAAUCCUUUACUGUGUCCACUACCAUCUUGUACUUUUGCAAAAAGAAAAAUAUGCUAUUUAUAUUUUCUGCCCCUAAUCUUUUUCUUUUUCUCCAUCCCCAUCAUUGGGUGCAUUUUUCUCAGACUAUGUUUUUGUUGGUACAAAAAAAAAAAAAACGGUACAAAUUCACGUCAUUGUGGAGCUCACGGUGGCAGACUCUAUUAGCAGUUAAACACUGUGUCUUAUAAAAUCAGAUUCUCAGGUUAAAUCCAAACCAUUAUUUCUAGAUCACUUUUUUCUGAGUAUUCAGGCACCUUAAACAUGUUGAAGAUUUUUUUUUUUUUUCUCUCCAACACAAAAUCCUGUUACACACAUCGGAUUAAAGGAAUAGUUUGGCCAAAAAUUAAAUUUGCUCCAUUUUUUUUUUAAAUUAGGGAUGCAUCAAUACUUUUUAAUUUUAUUUUUUUUCCCAGACCAAGCACAUGUUUUUUUUUUUUUUUUUUUUGUACUCACCGAUACUGAUACCAAAAUGAGUAAAAUACAGAGUAUUAAGCAGUCGGGGCAUCAUGGACAUUUUAUUUAGCUUUGUUUAUGUCGGUUGCUGCCGUAUGCUCCUACUACUGAACUCAUGAUGAGUUUUAUGUUUAAGAUGUCACGGUGUUUAAACUGUAUCUUUAAUGAAGACCGUGAGUGCAGCCGAUCUGUGCUCACGGAGCAGUGUCAGCUAGCAUGUUUAUUAAAAAUGAGUGCCGUCAAUUAUACCAUGAGAAAGGAGCUAAGAGCAAAGCGUACAUUUUCUGGGAGUGAGUGAGGCAGCGUGCGUAUCUCAGUGCUCGCAGAAAUUAACUGCUCUUACACACCUUGCACUUAUUUUUAAUGACCAGAUGCUGUUGAUAUUUUUGCAGAGCACAGUUUGCAGUCUGCUUUGCUUUGCUCGCCAUCAUUAAUCGUAAAACAUGUCUGGAACAUAUCACAUCAUUUGUUUAUUAACCUGACAACGUACACUAGGCUUAUGUCACGUAGUAUCGAACGGUUUUGGAUGUUGAUAUCGGAGCAUUUUUACAGCUAUGGGUAUGAAUAAAUGAGCACAGUAAUGAACCAAUAACUGAUAACUCUGCCUGUUUUGAUGCAUCCCUAAUUUUUUUUUUUUUUUUUUUUUAAACCUUAUCUCAGCUGCGGCCGAUUAGCCAAGAUAUACUUGGUGUCCAACUUUAUUAACUCCGUGCAGUUUGAGAGAGGUGUGUGAUUUAGCAUGCAGGUUGUACGAUGCUAAACAGGUAGUUAUAAUCUUCUCUUAUUUGUUAGGUACUUUAGUCUCGUAGUGCUCCAGUGCGUAAAUAAAUAAUGAAGUUUUUUCCAGCACCAAACCCGCUCCUUGACGUCUAAGUUUGGUGCUUGUGUAAAUUGAAUUUUUGGCUGUUAUUUAAUUAGUGACUGACACUGCCACCAUGCUUAUGGAAACACAUUUAACUGCCUGCUAGCAUAAAAAUCAUCAAAGAAGCAUUAAUAAAGAGAUGAUUAGGCAAAUCUAUGCAGAAAUUGUGUUAACAUGAAAGUGGUCCCUUUCAUUCAUUUCACAAUCAAAACUUUGACUUGCGUGAGUUUUGUGUUUUUGUUUUUUUUUUUUUUUCCUUUUUUUCAGUUUUUCUCUUCCUCCUCCAUUUGUAUCCUUAUUAUUUAUUUUGAUUAAUUUUUUGUGAUGUGUUUAAAAAUCACUGUAAAAAUCCCCCUUGUGUUUGAGAUAUUUUUCUAUUUUUUUUUUUUCAUGUCUUUGGGACUUGUUUAUUUCUCCUUCAAGCAUUUAUCUACCUCACCCUUUUUUAUAAAUAUAUAUGAACCUGUAUAUAAAGAAAAUUGAUUAGAUUUCUUUGCCCCCUGCCAAAAAAGGACGCUGUUAGUGCUCUGUGUAUCUGAGUAAACUUCAAACACUACCAGCCAUGGCCUGGCGGAGGAGAUGCCCUGGCGUCGUGGAUGUUUGGACAAACUGGCUGCUUUCUUACAUCCCUAUACAAGUUUCCAAUUUGUUCUUUAUUUAUUUUAGAGAAAAAAGGCCUUAUAAAUUAGCUUCAAAUGUGCUGGAAUGUUGUUGACAUUUAAUUUAUGCCUCUUUUGUCUUGUUGAGAAGGGGGGAAAACGGUACUGAGACGUCAGAGUGAAACAGUCCUUUAUUCAUGUUGUUUUUUUUCCCCCUACGAAACUUGUUCACCAAGUUCUAUGUUUUCUCUCAAGCUUUAUUGUUAUUGUAAGUUCAUUAUUGAGUAUUGUGUUGGAAUUCAAACAUGAAUUGAAAAUUGAUUGCCGAGAACAUUGUUGACUGUAUGUUGGUGGCUUCUGAGUCAGUAUUGUUUGAAUGAUUUCUGGUGAAUUUAGAUGUUUUGUGCUGGGCGUCAGAAAGCUGAACCACUGUAGAAAUCAAUGAAACAGUAAGAAGAUUGGACCGAAUGUUUAAAAGAGAUGACACUAAAAUUGCUCUAGUCUUUAUACAGUAUGCAGUCAGAACAGAUAGGGCUUGUUUAAAAGCGAAACGGGUUGCUGCAGAAAUCAGACCUGCAGAAAUCAGUCCUCAUCAUUGCCCUCUCUGUACUCAGCUGCUUUAAAAUUAGGCAUGUGCUGAUAUUCAAUUUGUAUGUCACAGUUAAUGAUACAACUAUAUUGUAUUUUAAGAAACACAACAUAAAAACACUACUAAAAUUUUUCUACUGUGUUUUCAAACUGCCGCAAAUCUCUGCUCUGGUGAACAGCAUUCUGGGACAUGUGCAGUGCUCUUUUAUAUGUGUGGUACUCUGGGAAAAUCCGGCUGAUGGCAGAAUUGUGUAAAAAAAAAAAAAAAAAUUAAAAAUAGGGUUUCUUCUGCCUAUAACACAUUGACAUGUCACCUUUAAGAAAUUAUAAAUAUAUUUUAUCGAAGUUAUGUCUAAUUCCAACAGUGCCACAGCCAUCCAUGGCUCGGAGUCUGAGAGGGAAAGAUUGGCCGUGCUGUCUGGGUGGGAGGGAUGGCAUUUUCUCUCUCUCCUGUCAGUCAGUGACACUAGCCAAUUGUGUGUGUCUGUGAGCUCAUGCAUUUAGAAGAGGUGGAUAGCACUUUCCUCAGAGUGUGUUACACCACCUCAUGACACAACAUGAGCAGGAACUCAGAAAGAUGCACCUAGCUGGCUUCAUGUGUCUGCGAGGAAGCAUGUGAUAGCCUUCACCCUCCUCGGAUGGUAGCUGUUGUAUGACAGGGGAGAGCUUGCUGGUGGGUUGGACUUGAUCCACACUAAAUUGGGGAGAAAAUCAGGAAAAAAUGUUUUAUUUACUUUCUAAUUUUGCCUUGACUUUCUUCAGAGAUCAUGUUGAUCAUGUAAGGAGUCAGUUUAACAAACAUGGUUGUGGCAGUCUGCCUAAAGAUGUCUAAAGGUUUGCUAGCUAAGUGUCAUUUCCUUACACACUGAAUGCCACGAUUUGAUCAAGUUGUUGGAUAGCUGUGUGCCGUAGUGUAAUGGAACAAAGCUUAAUCAUUUCCCUUUAUAAUCAGCCAGCUCUUAAAAUGUCCGUGAUGCUCCUGCGCCUUCACAUCAUCAAAACAGAGAAGAGUGCUUACACACUCUUUACAGACGACAGUGGACAAAGUUUUAAAAUGUUUAAAUAAACCUAAUAAAAAUAACCAGAACAAAACUGAUCAAAUGAAUCAGCGAUUAUUUCCACCAUGUUGUUAGCGUGAACAGUGAACAAAGUGAUCAUGCAUUUCCCAUCAUAAAACUAUAAUUCUUUGAGAUUUGACAUUAUAACUUAUAUCUUAUUAAUUUCCUAUUACAUUAAAUGUAAAUGAAGUAAAUAAGUAGUAUGUGCUUUCAGAGCAAUUCUUUGAAAUCUUUCAUUGCAGUUUUUCUUCGUUUUCACUUUUAACAUUUUAAAAUGCUAGAACUGUACUUCUGGUUAAGAUAUGUACAAAAGCAAAAUGUAUUUUAGAUCUGUAUAGAGUAGGAAUUGUCAGAAUUUGCCUGUGUGAAGGGUUUUCCCAGGUCACAACAUAUAUUUAUCCACCAUACCUUAUAGCACUUAAAAGAUCAGAGCUUUUCAUUUAGGACAGGCGUUAUUUCCAUAAACGGUCAGAUGGAACAUAUGGGUACUGAGAAUAUUUUGUUAUAUAUUGUGAUACAUCACUGAUUAUCAACACAUGCCUACUUCACACAGAAUGUUAAAGCCAUUUAGGACUGAUGCUGAAACUGAAAGCCAGGAUUGAUGGACAGAUGGUCCAAAAUUUGAUAUUAGAGCUUGAUUAGAUAUAUAACAGCUAGUACCUAAUAUAACAUCGUCCUGAUCAUCCUACUCUUUCAGCAGCUGUCCAUCCUUAAACCUAGAUUCACUUCAAAUCUGCAAUACCAUUCCGGGUUCUGGAUCAGAUUGCCAUUAGAGUCCUGUCACAGGUAUGGGCUCGAUUUCCUCAGGGCUUCUCUGCUCUGCUGCUCAUCACACUGCUGCUCCCCAUCAUUCACUUUCUGCAUGUCUGAAUGUGGACCUCACGCUGUACUCCACGGGUACACGCCAUUCACUAAGAGCAGGGCAAUGAUGUGGACGAGAAAUGAACGCUCCAUCUAGAUCUCUAAAGAAAGAUAUUAUUCACUUUAUUCCAUAUAAGCAUUUUUUUACCAAUCACCAUUAUGAUAUUUGUAAAACAUUAAAAUAUGGGGUUAUUAGAAAAGAGAUACAGUUUAAAGAUAUUUAACAAAGGAUAGGUUAUAUAUUCUAGAUAUGGAGCUCAAGAUGUUGUGUAUAGAGAAGGUGGAACGUGAGGAAGGUCUGUGGUCCAAGCUGCUUCUUCAAGCCUGAUGGUUCCAAGUUUAAAGAAAAACAGGUACUUUAUAAACAUUUUUCAUGUUAUGUUGUUUUGCAGAAAAGAAGAAAGGAAAAAGUGCCCCAUGAAUAUGACAGAUAUUGAUAAUGAAGGUUUUGUUCAUAGUGGCACAUUGCUGGAUUUUUAUUUUUUUUUUCCAAGUGUGUGCGCGAGUGUGUAUGUGAUAUUUGCCAAGAAAAAAAAUAAAUUCAGCUCACCA